Rubroshorea leprosula is the source of this 501-nucleotide messenger RNA. The record is from the annotation of a GenBank genome assembly. Lineage: Eukaryota; Viridiplantae; Streptophyta; Magnoliopsida; Malvales; Dipterocarpaceae.
ACAAUUGAAAUUGUUAAGGAUAUGAAUGAAAAUGGUGAAUGGAGAUUGAAGCAUGAGGGAUCUAUUGACGGCAAAAUUGGGUGGCAACCUUCCUUUACUUAUUGCCUCACUACGGUUGUGAUUAGGUCUCCAACAGUGUUCUCUUGCGACGUAACAACUUGCAUUGCACCUACGCUACCUUGUAUUGUCAUGUUCAAGAACAAUUUCGUCAACUUUGGUCUCCCCUUUGACGAGGAAACUCCAAGAGGAAUAUUCCUCUCCAACCGUAGUCUGGCAGCUUCUUCGAACACCGGAGCUCAGCGUCUUUGGCAAAAUUGAGUUGAGUUUGGUUGGGCGAGUCACAACUUGGGUGGGUGAACUUGAGUGAUCCAAUCAACAAAGGGAAGACAAGGGGCCAAAAAAGCCUAAAACCAAAAUCCCCAAACAUUACCUGCGAGUGUGUGGAAAUAGCAAAAAUGGUGAACAAGAAGCUAUUAAGUCCUUUUCUCCUUUACCUAUCUC